CGAAUGGUCUAUGACGAAUCGACCUAAUUUACGAAAAUGGCGACCUGAAGCUCAGGUGUUUACAGAUUGAAAUCAUGAGGUUCCUUCUCGUCAGUCUUGUGCUGACGGCUAUCAUUGUAACAGUAUCUUCUGUACCAAACAGACCUCCAGCUAUUUAUAUACAACCUCCUUUUGAUGUGUACUACAAGACAGGAGAAACAGUAGAAAUGCAAUGUGUUGCUGAUGGUGUUCCAAACCCUAUAUACCGAUGGACAAGUAAUAAAGUGGAGUUUAACCCUAGCGGUAAUAAUGAUCGUGUAGUCCAGCUAUUCGAUUCAGGAACUUUGGUUUUUAAUAGGCCAGAAGACAAAGAUGAAGGAAUAUUCCAAUGUAAUGCCAUAAAUGAACAUGGCACAUCAACAACAAUCAAUGUUAAUCUGAGGCAAGCUAUGUUGGAAAAAUUCCCUUACGGUGCAGACACAUCCAGAGUUGUAACUCGUGGACAUUCUGUCAAGCUUCCUUGUAUCCCACCAACAAGUAUACCAAAAGCUGAAAUUAGAUGGGUUUUGAAAGAUACCAAACCUGGUGGAAGAAUUGAAGCUAUUAAUUUUAAUAACAGAAUCACAAUGGAUUUAGAAGGAAAUCUAUACAUCACAGCAGUUCAACAGUCUGAUUUUCAGAACGGUAGAAGCUAUGUGUGUAUGGCAAUCAAUUAUUUCAUGAGACAAAAUACAUAUGCUCCAGGGAUUGUUAUACAACCUGUAGGAAGCUCAGGUACAGAUGAUACUGUUCCACCUCACUAUUUGUGGGCCACACCAUCAGAAAUCUUUGGUCUCCUAGGAGAAUCUCUCAGAAUAAAAUGUAUAUAUGGUGGAAACCCUACUCCAGAGGUUCAUUGGGAGAGUAGCACUGGUAGGAUUCCAGAUAAUCGUCGUACAAUGUCUCAGGGAGGUCAGGAACUGCUUAUAUCACAACUCAGAGAAGAGGACCGUGGACAAUAUAUUUGUUUUACUACUAGUUCAAGUGGUCAACGAGAACAAAGAAAUAUCAAUAUUAUUUUAAAAUCAAAACCUUAUUGGGCUGAAGGAGGAGAACCUAAAGAUAUAGAAACCAGUAUAGGAGCCUCAGCCACAUUCUACUGUAAUGCUUCAGGAGACCCACAACCUGAACUGGAAUGGUAUAUAAAUGGUGUCAGGCUAAAAGAUUCUCAGCAUCCAACUGUAAAAUCUUCCCGAUUUUUGAAACCAGAUGACCACAAUAUAACAAUUAUUAACUUAGAGAAAGCUGAUGUUAUGGUUAUACAGUGUAAUGCCUCCAAUAUAUAUGGUUAUGUGUAUGCAGACUUUUAUCUCAACGUGCUAAAGGAGAAACCACAGUUUAUAGUGAGACCAGUUAAGGAAUUAAAGGUAGCAGAAACCACCAAUGUUUACCUGUCAUGCCAAACUAGCGGUAAACCAGAUCCCAUUGUCACCUGGUACAAAGGCACACAGCAAAUUACUGGUGGAAGGUACCAGAUUCAAACUAAUGGAGAUUUAUUCAUAUCGAAUAUUGUACUUUCUGAUGCUGGUAACUUCACAUGUGUUGCUGAAAACGCAGAAGGGUCUGCUACAGAUUGGGGAAUACUUAUUGUUAGAAGAAAGACAAGAAUUGAACAGAAGCCCGGUGAUUUAGAAAACACUGCUAACACAGAUGCAAAAUUUACAUGUUCUGGAACAACAGAUUUUGAAGAAGUGGCGAACUUACGUGUCUAUUGGUUGAAGGAUGGAAAAGAAAUAACAACAAAUGACCAAAGAAUGACCACUAAUGUACAAGAUAAUUCUUUAACCAUUAGUGGAACAAUCAGUAGAGAUUCAGGACUAUAUACAUGUGUUGUGACUAAUGGAUUGGAUCAGGAAACGGCAUCUGCAAUUCUUACUGUCAAAGACAAGCCAGAACCACCUGUUGAUCUUCAAAUGAAAGACUGUAUAAACAAUAAAGUAAAACUAACGUGGACAAAAGGAGCUUUUAACAAUGCACCAAUACAAUACUUCACCAUUCAAUACAACACAUCUAUAGAACCAGAUAACUGGGCAUUUGCUGCCACAGCAAACCAGUCGGACAACAUCAUGAUCUUGAGUCUGAAGCCAGGUGUUAGUUAUAGCUGGCGUCUGUUAGCCACCAAUAAAAUUGGAAUAAGUGACCCAAGUAAACAUAGUGAUGUUUGCACAACAGAUACUGCCAAGCCGUACAAAAAUCCAGAGAAUGUACGAGGAUUAGGAGACAAACCAAAUUACUUAGUUGUAGAAUGGGUGGCUAUGCCACCCAUUGAACAUGGAGGAGAUAACUUCAGAUACGUUUUAUCGUUAAGCAGACGUGGAAAUAAUCCUUUUGAUGAUACAAAGACCAUAUCUAAUUGGAGGGAUGAUCGGUUUGAGUUAUUGACCAAUGAUAUUUAUGUUCCCUACAAUAUCACAAUUAAAGCAGCCAAUGAACAUGGAGAUAGUUCUGCACCCCUCGUUGUACAUACAAUUUAUUCUGGAGAAAGCAAGCCUGAUUCGAGUUUGAGAGUAGAUGGUUUUGUUGUUGACAAUACGGCCAUGGCAGAUAACUCUGCCAAGUUCUACUGGAACUGGGAUAUGGACCUCAAUAAUAAUCUUCAGUCAGGUCUUAAUGGAAAGUUCAGAGGAUUUAAGAUACAAUAUUGGGUUAAAGACAAGAAGAAGGUGACCUUUAGAGAAGAUGAGGUUUUAGAGAAAGAUUUAAAGUCUAGAUAUGGAUCAAGAAAAAAACGGUCUGUCACAGAACUAAUGUACACUGUGCAAGAUUUACUACCAUAUACAUAUAUGGAGGCACAGAUUUGUGUAAUGAACACCCAUUAUGUCAGUGGACCAAGUCCUAUUGUGUCAUUUGUUACUGCAAGGGGAGUCCCAGGACCUGUGGAAAAAUUGCGUGCCUUAGUUGUUGGUAGUAAUUUUGUAGAGCUGACUUGGAACAAACCAGAACUUUUGAACUCUCCUAUAGAUGUUAUAACCAACUCAUACCUACAGGGAUACGAUGUGGGAUUUCAGACAGUGGCAGGAUUAGAUCUUGGUAAAAUGCAGGAAAUGGAUCCACAGAUAGUUGAUCCUCGUCGUAACACAACAGUUCUAAAUGGUCUGACUGCUAACCAGAAAUACAGGAUUCAUAUGUGGGGAAGAACUGAAAAUGGACGUGGUGAAGCUUCAUUUGUUGAGCUAUCAACUGCUAAAACUUCAAGCAUGAGUGUACCUCCAUUUUCUAUCAUCAACGUUAAUUCUACAUUCUUCAAUGUUACCUGGACCACCAUUGCAAACAAGAAAUACGGGACUGUUGCUUUUGUUGAAUACCGUAAAGAUGGUGUUGCUGAUUGGCAACAGUCACCACAGGAAGUUUCUAAGAGCUGGAUAGGAAUAGCAAAUCUCCAGUCCGGAACAUCAUAUGAAAUGCGUCUGUCCGUCACUAAUGGUGGAAAUACAGCCUCAAGUGAAAUAGAAGUAGUAGAAACCAAAGGAAUACCUGCGGCAUUCAGCUUGGGAGCCAACUUUGGAUGGUUUAUAGGACUGAUAAUAUCAAUACUGCUGAUUAUAGCACUGGCUGUACUUAUCUAUCUAAUGUACAAAAGACGACCUGAACCACAAAAACAAAGACCAUACACAGCUCCACCCAGAAGGAGAGCCAAUGAUGGUUAUGGUGAUGAUAGAAGGGAUGUUAAAUAUUCUCCAACACCAAGACGGGGGUCUACAAGUACUCAGGACAUUGUCCAUAAGAGUUCAGGUUCUUUGAACAAAGGAUACGACAAUUAUCAUUACAGUGACAGAGACUACCAUGAUGAUGAUGGGGGAUUCAACAGGGAUGACGACUAUGAUCGACGCAGGGACGAUGAUUACGACAAGAAGGGAUACGAAGGGGACAGAUAUGAUGAUUAUGAUAAACGUUACGAUAAUGAUGAUUAUGAUCGACGUGAUGAUGAUUAUGAUCGACGCGAUGACGAUUAUGACAGGAGGAGGGACGAUGAUUAUGACAGGAAGCGAGAUGAUGAUUAUGAUGACAGAGGGCGAUAUGACGAUAGAGACCGACGUUAUGAUGAUGACUAUGAGGAUGAUAAGAGACGGUACAGCGACCACAGUGAUAAGGACCGCUAUGGAGAUGAUGAUAAAGAUUAUGAGCCUUACUCACGACGACCAGAUUACGACAGGACACCAAGCUACGACAACAGACCACCAAGUUACGGGGAGGAGGUAGAUAUCAGGGAGCCAAAUAAGUUUGACGCUGAUGGUUACCCCAUUGAUACUACGCCACAAACCCCCAAAACUGCUGCAACAUCUAGUUUUGUAUAAAUCGGAAGACAUUUCUCACUAAGAAACUAUAUUCAAACCAUUAUGCAUAGAGUCCAUAUAGGUGGUUAUAAGAUUUUUGUUUGUUUUAUAUUUUCCUUCCAUUUCUUGUUGAUAUAAACUUUGAUCAAAUUUGAUUAUGUCAUUAAUUGAAUAUAAUAAGUUAAUUUUGUAUUUCAUUUGUGCCACUUGUGAGUAACGGUACUACAUCUUUUAGCAAAUCAUCUUGUUUUGAUUGUUGAAAAUGAGAUUUAAUUUUUAAGUGCUGAUCAAGUGACACAAAAUGGCUUCCAUAAUUUGUACAAAUAAAGCAUGAGUUAAUAUUUCACUCAUAGAUGAAAACAUGUACUACACAAAAAAGGAAAGCAGUAUCUGAAUACAAAAGCAUUUAUUUUUGAAUAUUUUAUAAGCGGGAUAUUUCAAACUUACAAUUAUUUGUUAAAAAAUCUUUACAAUGCAAAAGAAAUGUUAAUGUUAUUUAAGGAUUUUCAUCAACAACAAAUUGGAAAAUACAAUUGAAAACCGACCACCGAUAAGGUCACAGUUUCUAUAUCAAUGGAAAUACAUUUUGAUAGUAGAUUUUUAAUAAUGAAAGCUAUGCAAAUUUCCCUGGUACCUUCAAAAUUGUUUUUCAUACAUAGGAAAAUAAAAAAAAAGCAUUCUAGAAAAAUUGCAGGAGUAGAGUAUAUGUUGCUUCUGCCUUUCCAGUCAAAACGUUAAAAAAUUGUAUAUUUUUAUUGUGGUCAUGAAAGACACUGAAAGUCCUGGAUGAAAAAAAGAAGCAUGUUUCUCUUCAUUCUUCUAUGUACAUAGUAUAUUACAAGUGUUGUGAUAAUUUUGAGGUUGUUACAUUUCAUGUGCCAUAAAAAAAACUUUUGUUUAUGCUUUUUACAUAUUUUGGAAAAAGAUUUUAUCAUUCAAAUGGUUGUAAAUGUAAAUUGUUCAGGUGUCUCUCAUUUAAAUAUUUAUUUAAUUUGAAUUUCAUUUUGAAAGUUUGAAGGACAAGAUAUCUUCCUAAAUUGGUUGUGGAGUUUUAGAUGAAAUUGAUCACAAGAAUCCACUUAAAGUCUCCUAAGUUUUUAACAUUAUUGUGUCAUUAUAAAUCCUUUAUUUUUCUUGAAUUUUUGCAGUUUGAAUAUCUGUUUCUUUCCUGUAGUUGAUACUCUUGAAAUUAUAAGCAUAAUUAUUCAUUGAAAUACUCUUCUAUUUUCUGUUGUUUUGAGAUUAUGGAAUUUUUUGACAAUUCCAAUAAAAAAAUAUUCAUUAGAACUAAAUCCAAUAGAGAUAGAUAUGCAUUGGUAUCUGAGAUUUUUUAAUAUUUUAUCAAAUUCCAAAUAAGAUAUUUAUUGGUACCUUUGAGAUUAUUGACUAUUGUACCAAAUUCCAAUUUAGAUAAAUUGAUAUCUUUGAGAUUAUUGACUAUUUUACCAAAUUCUGAUUAAGAUAUGCAUUGGUAUCUUUGAGAUUAUGGAAUAUUUUACUAAAUUCCAUUCAAGUUACUCAUAAUUAGUAUCUUUGAGAUUAUGAAAUACAUUACAGCACCCUAUUUUGAUUAAGAUAUCAUUGGUAUUUGAGAUUAUCGAUAUCUAUUCCUGAGAUUAUAUCUGUUAAAUCUUAUUUGAAAAUACUGAGUAUUGUAAAACAUUUUAUGAUAUUGUACUUACUGUUUAAUGAUUUUGUUUAUAACUAUGAGAUUUGUUUACCUUCAAUUUACAUUUUCAUAUAUGUCAAGAAAUUCAUUAAGUUUGAAUCUCAUUGGUAUUGGGGGGAUUUUUUUUUUUUAUCAAAACAGCUUCUAAUCUAUUUAUAUAUAAAUGUAUAUAGUUGCCAAUUAGACUAAAAGUUGUUAUUAACAUUCAAGUAAAACAAAUGUUUGAAAUCUCGAUUGUAAUUACAAAUACUUGUCAUAUUCUUUUCUCAACAGCUUUAAAAAAAUCAUUUAAACAAAUAAUAAUCAAACUGUUCACUUUUCAUAUCAUAGAGGUAAAAUGAAUAGCACUUAGCAGCAUUUGUAAAUAUAGAAACAUUUCAUUUGAACAUAUCUAGAUAUUGGAGCUUAUUCAAGUGUUAUUGAACAUAUCAAAGAAGUGACAAGGAUUUUAUAUGUAUUUAAAUCAUUUAUAAAUUUUAUAUUCAUCUUUUUAAAUUUUUUAUCUUUGCUUUUGAUUGAUUUGGCAGAAACAUCUGAAGAAUCUUAUUUUUUUUUUUACAUUUUUAGUCAGUAAGAAUGUCAUUCAUUAAAGCAACUCCUCAACUUAUUUCACAUGUUUUGAAUACUACUUUAUUGAAUUUUAAAAAAUCUAUCUAAAAAAUGCAAUCUCAGACCUAAUUUUUUUUACAUUAUUUUGUCCUUGUGAAUUUUUGAUUUAUUCCGUGAAAACUAUUUGUACCAUUACUAUUGUAACGUAUUGACACUGAAAUCAUUUUGUAUUUUUACAUACAUUACUAUUUUGUCUUAUUAAAUGUUAAAUGUUAUUGAAUCUAUGAAAUUAUCAUUUUUAAUCACUUUAAGAGGAUAAAAUGCAAUAGUGUUAUUAGCAUGUAAUAAACGAAAUCAGAGAUUUUAUAUUAAGAAAUUUAGUAAAACUGAAAAAUGCAAUAUUUUUUUCCAUGUGUCAUGAUGACAUUUAUUUUUUUAUUUUUUCUGCAUUAUCUAAAGAUAAAUCAAUAUCCAACUGAGAUUAUAUUCUUUAAAAACAAAGUUAUCAGAAAUAAAACUAAUACACAAAUCAGAUCCCUGAUGACUUGUUUUACUAGUAUGAUUGUUUUUGAUAAGAUUUUAAUUUUCUUAAAACAGUUGUUUAUCAAUUUACUGAUUAUUAUGUAUAUACACAUAUCUAGAUUUUUUAAAUGUAUUUUAUCAUAUGCAUCAAUCUUUGAGCAUUUAUUUACAUUCCAAUGAAAGAGUCUGAUGUUCUGAUCAUUAUUGUACAUACUCUCUUUAAUAUACUUUACAUUCCAUAUGAACAUAUCAUUUUACAAAUAUUUUAUACCAAAUCAUUGAUAAUUAUACUUGUACAUAACUAGAUCUGAGAUUUUACCAAUAAAACCUUAUAUUCAUAAA
Molecule: messenger RNA, 7374 nt
Organism: Mytilus trossulus (common blue mussel)
Lineage: Eukaryota; Metazoa; Mollusca; Bivalvia; Mytilida; Mytilidae
Product: neuroglian-like
Exons: 24
Coding region: 75-4313 (1412 amino acids)
Biological process (GO): brain development; axon guidance; cell-cell adhesion
Cellular component (GO): axon; plasma membrane
Molecular function (GO): cell-cell adhesion mediator activity
Source: RefSeq, a predicted model, not a curated record